UCACGCAACCUGGUCUCCUAGAUUUCUUCCUCGCUCUGUCUCGAUCUAUCUCCCAGUUUGCACUACUCUCGUAUAUAGAAGAAGAAUAAAAGGGUUAAUUCAUUUGAUCGAUCGAUAACAUGUCGUAUGGCAUCGACGAAGACUCCCCCAGCUACGGCAGGGACGCCACGGUGCCGCUGCUCCCGUCGGUGGCUGGAAGCGGCUACGGGGAACGGCAGAUGUCGUCGCAGCCCAAGACGUUCGCGAACGUGUUCAUCGCGAUCGUCGGUGCCGGCGUGCUGGGCCUCCCCUAUGCCUUCCGGCAAACCGGGUGGGCCGCCGGCGCCCUUCUCCUCGUCGCCGUCGCAGCCUUUACCUUCCACUGCAUGAUCCUUCUCAUCCACACCUGCCGCCGCGUCGAGCUCGACACGUUCGACAUUAUCGCCUCCUUCGGCGAUCUCGGCCUCGCCGUCGCCGGCCCAGUCGGACGCCUAGCCGUCGACGUCAUGAUCGUGCUCAGCCAGUGCGGCUUCUGCGUCGGCUACCUCAUCUUCAUCUCCAACACCCUCACCUUCCUCGCACCGUUAUCCCUACCCUCUCUUUCCUCCACAUCCUUCUACGUGCUCGCCAUGCUUCCAUUCCAGCUCGGCCUCAACUCGAUUCCGACCCUCACACACCUCGCCUUGCUCAGCAUCUUCGCCGACAUCGUCGACAUCGGCGCUAUGGGGGUCGUCAUCGCCGAGGACGCCUCCAUCUUGCUCUCCAACCCUCCACCGGUCCGCGCCUUCACGGGGCCCUCCGUUCUCCUCUACGGCAUCGGGGUCGCCGUCUACGCCUUCGAGGGCGUCGGCAUGGUCAUCCCCCUUGAGGCCGAGGCCGGAGACAAGGCCAACUUCGGGAACACCCUCGGCUUCUCCAUGGCCCUCAUCGCUUUCACCUACGGCCUCUUUGGCGUUCUCGGCUACGCGGCCUUCGGCGAGGAGACCCGGGACAUCAUCACCACCAACCUCGGCGAUGGCGUUCUCAGCGUGCUCAUCCAGCUGGGCCUCUGCAUUAACCUCUUCUUCACCUUCCCGGUCAUGAUGAACCCGGUGUUUGAGGUGGCCGAGCGCUGGCUGCACGGGAAGAGGUACUGCUGGUGGCUGCGGUGGGCCGCGGUGGUAGCGGUGAGCCUGGUGGCCACGCUGGUGCCCAACUUCGGCGACUUCCUGUCGCUGGUUGGGAGCAGCGUGUGCGUCGUGCUCGGGUUCGUGCUGCCGGCGUGGUUCCACCUCAAGGUGUUCCGAGAGGAGCUCGGCUGGGCCAGCACUAUCGCAGACAUCGCCAUCGUCAUCGCCGGAUUGGUGCUGGCCAUCUUCUCCACCUGGUCUUCUCUCGUGUCCAUCUUCAGCUCUGUGUAAUCUUGAUUACGUGGUCGGCAUCAGUAGAAUUUCUCUCUCCUUGGACACAUUCCAACAGAGAACGUUAGGCCGGGAAGCGUUAGAUCUCAACUUCUCAGAGUAUUAAUUACUUGAGGAGACGAGAGAGACGGAGCUGCACUAUAGAUUUGCGGGCUUUAAAUAUGU
Messenger RNA from Musa acuminata AAA Group (dessert banana), 1544 nucleotides. RefSeq names its product amino acid transporter AVT3B-like. The record is from RefSeq and is a predicted model, not a curated record. NCBI's taxonomy places the organism in Eukaryota, Viridiplantae, Streptophyta, Magnoliopsida, Zingiberales, Musaceae. Gene Ontology annotation, molecular function: L-amino acid transmembrane transporter activity. The transcript has a single exon. Gene Ontology annotation, biological process: amino acid transmembrane transport. Gene Ontology annotation, cellular component: vacuolar membrane. The coding region runs from base 120 to 1379 and encodes 419 amino acids.